UAUGGAGUGAGAAUCGCAAGCGGCCAAAUACGAGAUAUCUGAGCGUUAAAUGUGGCUGUAGUACUAGUGUGUAGAGGGGUUGACUCGGAUAAGUAGGCGGGCGGGCUGUGUGCCUUUCCUUUACUGCUCCCUCGCUCCGGCCACUCCGCGUGCACCGACCCAUUAUUUCUCGUCCCUAUCCGUCCUUGUUCCCGACAUCCACCACGACAUCCCCAUGGCCCACCAGACCAAGAAGAAGCGCGUCGACGACCAACAAGUCCCCGUCGACGUCGGCCAACGUCCAGUGCAGUUGCAGAGGAGAAGGGUUUGGAGAGCCUGCGAGAGUUGUAGGCGGAAGAAGAUUAAGUGUGAUGGAACCGAACCAGUUUGUUCUCAGUGCUCGGCUUCAAACUCUCAGUGCGUUUGGCUGCAGACCAAAGACAGGGCGGCUCUCAGUAGACACUAUGUCCAGGAGCUUGAGGCCCGUUUACUUCACAUGGAGAACAUCUUCAACCAGUUAGCCCCUGUCAUUGGCGAGCUGGGACAGAACGCGGACGGUACUCCGGUUCUCUCUUUGCCUCAAGGUCUAUCUAUCUCCGCCGCCACAAACGCUGCCAGCACCUCUGUUGUUCACCAAUCUACCGUCGACAACGACCGACAGUGUCAGCCAGCUGUUCAGACAUCCAAUUCUAAUCCAGAAUCUCCAUCUUCUGUCAAGAUCGAGGACGAUGUUACUGAUUCUCUUGGUCAACUCACCCUCGACGAGCAUGGCCACAUGCGAUGGAUAGGGGGUUCCUCGACGAUGUCCCUCAUACAGUCGUUCAGGGCGGCGACAGCUUCGUCCCAGUAUCGUCUAUCGCCUAUGUCUGAUAACGAUCCCAGUACACCCGCGGGAAACGCAAAUAAAUUAUACUUCCCGGCCUCUGUCUUCUUUGGCAAAGUCCGCGCGCUCCCUGGUCCUGAGGAAGUUGAAUAUCCUGAGCGAGAUUUAGCGGAUGCACUGGUUCAAGCUUACUUCUCCAAACUUCAUUUCCUAAUGCCAGUCCUCGACAAGCCGUCAUUUAUGCGGCAGUACGAAUAUCUUAUGGACAGGACGACAGACCCCAACCUUGCUCGUACUGAAACUGCUUUCAUCUCUCUUGUUUUUGCCGUAUUCGCAUGCGCCGCUCAACUCGUUGAGGACCCAAGGCUCAAGGGGGAGAGGCCAGACGACGGAGGCAUGGGUAUGCUAUAUUACGAACGAGCUCUCAUCCUUCACUACAUCAGUCAUGCAUCAAUCCAAAUGUCUCAUGUUCAGUGUUUUGUUCUGAUGGCCUCAUUCUUGUGCUCUGUCAACUGUCUACCCCAAGCGUGGCUCUUGAUAGGACAAGCCGUACGCAUGGCUCAAGACCUAGGAUACCACCGAUCUCCACGACGUCUUAUGAUCAGCUCAAUCGAGAAGGAGACUAGACGUAAGCUUUGGUGGGGAGUAUACACUCUCGACCGAAUGCUUGCCCUUUCACUAGGCCGUCCAUUAGGCAUCGAGGACUGCGACUGUGAUGUCGAGCUCCCGGUCAACGUCGACGACGGAAGCCUCCCCGACUAUUUCGCAGGCGCACCAAUGACCCAGGAGUCCGAAGAACUUUCGCUCAUGACGGGCUUUAUCUAUCUCGGAACGUUAUAUGUGAUCGCUGGGAGAGUCAUGCGUCAGGUCUAUAGCGUUAACUUGAUGAGCACGGACAACCUGGAACCGGAAGGAAGGGCACAACUGCAGCGCGACGUCGAGAUCCUAGAUAAGGAGUUGACCAAGUGGCUGGACGAUCUGCCCGUCGUGUUCAAGUCGAAUCCGGUGAACGAGAGCCAGGUGUCCAUGGGAGCCGUGCUAUGUAGCCACUACUACUCCGUUCUGACUGCCCUGCAUCGGAACCUCCUUCCCGUCAAACGCGAUCAGCCUAUCGCCCCGCGUUCCACGGCCAAAGCAGUAUCCUCUGCCCGUGCAUGCAUCCGCCUCGCGCCGUUUAUCAAGAGUGUCGUGCCUCCAUCCCAUCACCUGGCCUUCUUCAUCCAGCAUCUUUUCAGCUCCGCAGUCAUCAUCUUGCUGUACGCUAUGCACGUUACAGAUCCAAAGGCCGCAGAUUUGGCCAUGAACGAGGCUCAGAGUUGCCUGCCGGCUCUCGAAUCAUGGGAAGGCCAUUGGCCUGGAGCUCGGAAGUGCAAGGAGUUGCUGGAAGAACUUAUGGCCACCGCACGCGAGGCCAUCCAGUCGGCGCAGAUGAACCCGAAUACCGAGGGAUCUCGACAGUCCAAUUCGCCGGCAUCUCAACCUUCUUUCUCCGUACCUCGUAGUAUGGAGGAACGCAGUCGCAAAGAGUCACUAACUGCACGGACCUCUUCGACCGGGCGGCCCAUCAAGACUCCUGGAAAAUUGAGUAGGAAUCUGUCGCCCGAUGCUGGACGUGCGUCCAGACAAGGCCAGCCUGCUUCUGCUCUACGAUAUCAGGCUGGUCAGCGUGCACGCUCGACGUCUCGCAAACGUGGUCACGACGACCCCGAAGGACCCGAUCAGCCUGGCCCUUCGAGUCCGUAUGGCCUAUCUUUCCCUCUUUCGUUCAACGGUGGGAAGACCCUGACCUCGCAAGAGUCGCCAACGUCUCAGACCUACCCAUCGCCUCCUAUGGCGCACAUCGACACAGUUAAUGAUCAUAACUCUGGGAUGAUGGCUGGACCGCCUCUGUUUGGCACCAUGAACCCGCCAUUAUCGCCCAUGUCGCGGGCCCCAUCUGGCCACUCAUCUUUUGAGUUCGACUUUUCAAUACCCUCAACGGCGUCGAAUCCAAAUCCGUUCGCUCAACAGAAUGCAGAAACUGUGCAGUGGAACGGUCAAGGUGGUCAUUCCAAUGGCACUAACGGCAUGAGCAUCUUUACGAAUGGCGGACAGGGCAACGACAACAUGUUCCAGCCCACAGCAGCGUAUGAUAUUUCCUCCUCAGCCCUCGACUCUUCCUUCUUCCCGUACGAUAACAACACAUCCCAGCUUGGAGUCGGAUUUCCUGGCAUGGCGUCCAUCGCACCUUCGACUCACUUCCCAGCACCAGGACUGCCGUUCCGUGGGCUCGAUUUCAUUCGGAACUUCGAGACCGGGAAUGAGGGAUAUCAGGCGCAGGACUUGGGGCACGGAUUUGAUGCUGGUGCAUUUAGGAUGGACCCGGAGAUUGGGUUCAGUCUGGCGGAUUAUACGAAUUUUGACCAACCGAACGGACAGUAACAGUGACUUGUGUCGGGUAUGUAAUGAAUCUAUGGACCUUUCUGCGACCUUUGCUUCGUUUCGCUUUGUGAGGUGUUGUCCAUAACACGCUAACGACCUAUGCCUCGUCUCUUCGUUCUGUGCAUGCGCAUGGGUUUUGCGUUCUUACGCACAAUCGUCACCCAUGGACAUUGCUGUUUUCUCUGCACUUCUACGUAUAUCUGUACUCGUAUAUGUAUGCGGAAGUUUUAUGUUGUUUUGCUGUCUUUGAGGGGGGAGAAUGAAUACAUUGUACAUUAGUUUUGUCAGUGUUCUUGUACGCGUUACUUCCACGGUUUUUUUCAGCCGGGGUAUACGUUAUUUAGAACUACCUUAUAACCUUGCUUUUACUUCGUUUACUGUACUUCAUACUUCUAUGCCAGUUUCUCUUUUCGC
This is a messenger RNA of Stereum hirsutum FP-91666 SS1, 3637 nucleotides long. RefSeq lists its product as uncharacterized. The transcript is spliced from 7 exons. The record is from RefSeq and is a predicted model, not a curated record. Lineage: Eukaryota; Fungi; Basidiomycota; Agaricomycetes; Russulales; Stereaceae. Gene Ontology annotation, biological process: regulation of DNA-templated transcription; DNA-templated transcription. Gene Ontology annotation, molecular function: DNA-binding transcription factor activity, RNA polymerase II-specific; DNA binding; zinc ion binding. The coding region runs from base 215 to 3223 and encodes 1002 amino acids.